AUGGGUUCAAAUCAUGGGUGUAGUGCAAAUGAGAUCUUUGAAGGUCAAAUUCACUUGUACAAACACUUGUAUGCCCAUGUACUAGAUUCAAUGAGUCUUAAAUGGAUGAUUGAGCUUGGCAUACCAGACAUAAUCCACAACCAUCAUCAACCCAUUACACUUCCAGAGUUGGCGUCCACUCUUCAAAUUCCGCUAACUAAAGUUAGAGGUGUGCAGAGUCUCUUACGCUACCUGGCACAUUGUGGAUUCCUUCAGAUUGUAAGAAUCCAUCACCACACAGAAGAAAAGGAAGCAUAUGCUCUAACUGCUGCAUCACAGCUUCUUCUCAAAGGCAGUGACCUUAGUCUUGCGCCAAUGGUAGAACUUUUAACGAAACCACAUGCAGUACAUGCAUGGUCUCAAUUGAAGAAGUGGACUUAUGAGGAUGAUCUUACACUGUUUGAUGUCUCCCUAGGAUCAAAUUUGUGGGACUUUCUUGGUAAAAACCCAGAAAAUAACAAGUUGUUCAAUGAGUCAAUGGCUAGUGAUUCUCAAAUGAUGAACUUGGCAUUGAGAGGUUGCAAUUGGGUGUUUGAAGGAGUGGAGUCCAUUGUGGAUGUCGGAGGUGGAACUGGAACCACAGCCAGGGCUAUCUGUGAUGCAUUUCCAAAUGUGAAGUGCACUGUGUUUGACCGUCCACAAGUUGUGGAGAACUUAUCGGGAACCAACAAUUUGAGAUAUGUUGGUGGUGACAUGUUCGAAUCUAUUCCCAAGGCUGAUGCAGUUUUACUCAAGUUGAUUUUGCAUGAUUGGAAUGACAAUGAUGGUAAGAAGAUAUUAGAAAAUUGCAAAGAAGCUAUUUCUGAUAAAGGCAAAAGAGGAAGAGUAAUUUUGAUAGAAACUGUGAUAAAUGAAGGCCAAGAUGAGCACGGACUUACUGGACUAAAGCUCGCCAUGGAUGUGCGAAUGACAUGUCUUUUAAAUGGAAAAGAAAGAAGUGAAGAAGAAUGGAAGAAGCUGUUUAUGGAUGCAGGAUUUCAGAGCUACAAAAUAUAUCCUUUGACAGGAUAUUUGUCUUUGAUUGAGAUCUAUCCUUGAAUAAUGAAGUUAUAGUGAUGCAUUUAGUAGUUUCUUCCGUGAUGUAUGCAUCAAAUAAAGUUGCCGCGUUUACAUUUCUAGUACCAAUAAA
Molecule: messenger RNA, 1168 nt
Organism: Vigna unguiculata (cowpea)
Lineage: Eukaryota; Viridiplantae; Streptophyta; Magnoliopsida; Fabales; Fabaceae
Product: isoflavone 7-O-methyltransferase-like
Molecular function (GO): protein dimerization activity; O-methyltransferase activity
Source: RefSeq, a predicted model, not a curated record